Messenger RNA from Oreochromis aureus, 4874 nucleotides. RefSeq names its product WD repeat domain 32 (gene wdr32). Lineage: Eukaryota; Metazoa; Chordata; Actinopteri; Cichliformes; Cichlidae. Gene Ontology annotation, molecular function: protein binding. The coding region runs from base 253 to 1854 and encodes 533 amino acids. The record is from RefSeq and is a predicted model, not a curated record. Gene Ontology annotation, cellular component: Cul4-RING E3 ubiquitin ligase complex. The transcript is spliced from 7 exons.
UUAAUCACCAUCUUCCGGUGAAAUUUAAGCUAACAUGUGUGUGGUUUAACGGGAGGCGUUAAGGCGCUGGCAAACCUAGCAACAAAAUAAAAUUUGACCAGCGUAACCUAUGCACCUAAAAUGCCCUGCAAUGGAUUCUUAAAAGAGUGAAGGAAGCAGCGGGUUUGUGUUCAUUAGGUGACGGGCCAGGCUACUUUUCGAGACCCUGCUCCCCGAACAGCAAACGUCUGCGCGGACGCUGGAGAAGCUACAAUGAGCUCGGAACACCAGAGCGACAGCGAGGACGCCGACGAGUCGCGGGACAGGCCCAACGGCGGCACCGUCUCCGACAAAGAGGAAGACCCUGACAUUGACGAUUCGGAUGAGGAAGAUGACAGCGCUCGUAGAGCUUCUCCUUCACCCCCCGCGAGCAGCGAGGGUCUACUGGCUCCUAUCGCGGGGUCUCCCGUAUUGGAGGAGCGAGAGCCCCGCUCCAGACCGGCCGUCGCACCGCUGAAGAAGUGCACUGAUGGUAGCUCCGACACUGGCGGUGGCUCCGACACUGACAGCUUCAGGGGUGCUAGCCUGUUUUCAUGGUUGCAGAGCAGGACUAUAAGACGAGGGGUGUUUGUGGACCCAGCUCGGGAUAACUUCAGGACAAUGACAAGCUUGUACCGCUCUAUGAAUCCGGCUGUAGAGUCUGUUAACCUGAGCACUCAGACCCAUGGAGCCGUGUUCAACCUGGAGUACUCCCCGGACGGGUCUGUGCUGACUGUGGCCUGUGAGCAGACUGAGGUCCUGCUGUUUGAUCCAAUUUCAUCCAGACACAUCAAAACCCUGACGGAGGCCCAUGAGGACUGUGUCAACAACAUAAGGUUUUUGGACAAUCGUUUGUUUGCCACCUGCUCUGACGACACAACAAUUGCAUUAUGGGAUCUGCGCAAGCUUAACUCAAAGGUUUGCUCAUUGCACGGGCAUGCCAGCUGGGUGAAGAACAUCGAGUAUGACACCAACACUCGUCUCCUUGUCACUUCUGGCUUCGAUGGUAAUGUCAUCACAUGGGACACUAACAGGUUUACAGAGGAUGGCUGCCCACACAAAAAGUUCUUCCACACUCGCUACUUAAUGAGGAUGCGCCUGACACCUGACUGUUCCAAGAUGCUCAUUUCUACUUCCUCAGGGUACCUGCUCAUCCUCCAUGACCUGGACCUCACCCAGUCCCUAGAGGUGGGCAGCUACCGAAUGCUACGAGCACGACGGACUCCCCUCAGCUCAGAUGGAGGCACAUCAGCGUCCAGAUCAGCUUGUACUCCUCGCCAGGGAAAUGACUCCAGCAAGCUCCACCCUCAUAGAGAAGGUCUUUCUCCCAGAAACAGUCUGGAGGUGUUAACUCCAGAGAUCCCCGGCGAGAGGGACAGAGGGAACUGCAUCACCUCCCUGCAGCUCCAUCCCAAAGGCUGGGCCACACUCAUCCGAUGCUCCAGCAACAUGGAUGACCAAGAGUGGACGUGUGUGUAUGAGUUCCAGGAGGGAGCACCCACUCGCCCGCCUGUCUCCCCCCGCUGCUCCCUCCGCCUUACCCACUACAUUGAGGAGGCCAACGUGGGGCGGGGCUACAUCAAGGAGCUGUGCUUUAGCCCAGAUGGACGGCUCAUCUGCUCCCCUUACGGCUACGGCGUCCGCCUCCUGGCCUUCGACGAGCGCUGUGGCGAGCUGGUCGACUGCCUGCCCAUCCAGACCAGCUGCCUCAGGGAGAUACGCUCCAUCUACUCGCACAGUGACGUAGUGCUCACCACAAAGUUCUCCCCAACACACUGCCAGCUGGCCUCGGGGUGCCUCAGUGGGCGCGUGGCCCUUUACCAGCCCAAGUUUUAGCAUCCGGUGCUGUUGAAGAAAGAAGUGUUGCAGACCUCAGUGAAGAAGUACUGAUUAGGGUUUCUGCACAGAAAGUCUGAGAAUACAUCAAAGAAGCAUUAAUUUAUUCAUAAUCACACAAAAAUCUAUAAAAACCUUGCAUUGCCCAAGUGUAGUGCAGCUACUUAAUCUCUUUGAUUUUUAGACUUUUGCCAUUAUGUGUUUACAGAUUGUUUAGCUACUGAGAAAUAUGACAUCCUUCUGUAUGUCAGAAACAUUAAAGGAAAAGUUGUCAAAAACUCUAAAAAGGAGAAAAAAAUGUGUAGCAAUCCUGAAUCGGAUUCCCAGCAUCUGUUUGUGUGAAUCUUUUUCCGAUAAUCUAAAGAAACAAAACCCUAAAAGUACUUCUUGACCCAGGUCUGCAGCAGAUAAGCAGGCAAAGUUAGUUUGGAUUGUAGGUGUCAGCUGAUAGCCAUUGACAUGGGAGAAGAACGGAGAAGACUUGAGGUGUGGACCGGUGGCUAGACUGCAGCAGUGGAUGGAAACCUUGCUGACCCUGAACUUUAAGAAGAAAAAAAAAGGCAGUACAACAAGAAAGAUCAGUUGGGUUUUACUUUUCUCCUCGGAGACAGUGGCGCAACGUGGCAUCAGUGAAGGACAAGCUCGUUCUUUUUCAUAUUAAAGAUUCAUUCUCUAUAGCAGUAGAAAACUUUGAUUUUGUUGAGACUCGGCACACCCAGAUGUUGCUGUCUCAGGACAAAAACACUAAGGAUGCAAGCGGACAUGAAUCCUAAAAGGACGAGUAAGAAACCGGCGCUUGCGUCUGUCGCUGGUCGUCUCAAUUCGGCGUCCUCUGCUGCACAUCGUGUUGCUCUCUGCUGCUCUGCUCAUGCCUUUUCUCCACAGGUGCUGCUUCUCUGCUCAUACAAUCUGAACUUUGACCCCUGACUUCAAGUACUUCAGAUACAUUUUCUGUCUCCACCCUGUUUCUGCCUUCAUGGUCUUUGAUAGUUUUUUUUAAGGUGGUUUUAUUGGUGUAUUAAUUAUGGCACUACUUGUAGCACGAUGUUUGAUUCUCACGGUCACUGAAGCUACUUUAGGAGUAGAUACAUUGCAGUCACUUUUCAUCUCCUGUAAGUGGAAACUGCUGAAGUCAGGCUGCUGUCGGUGUCUCAUUUACAGAUUUUUCCACACCCACUCUUUGUAAAAAUGAAAAUGUAGUAGCAGUUAAGUAUUUUUCCCUUAAACAUGGCUGGCAUUAUUAUAGAUUUUCCCCAUAGAGUACGCGGCUCUGGCUUUCCAACCCUGCCUGCAUCUCUCAGCACCUACAUCGUUUCAUCUGAAAAUGCAAAUUUUUAAAAUAUUUUCAUCUGACUUACUUUUUUCUUUUUCACUUUUUUCCCCUCCAGUGUUACUCAAACAGAAUGGUGCACUAAACGUAUUUACGGUUAGCUACAGUAUCUAUGUUCAAAUAGUGAGGCUAACUAAUGUGUUUCUAAUGUUUUCGACAGCAUUGGGGCUGUCAGACAGCUGGAAACAGACAAAUAAGCUGUUUCAUUAAUGCUUGCUGUAGAAUAUUGCCGGCCUUUUUAUUUUAUCAGUGGCAUGUUCACUUUUUGACUGAGAAAGCUUCUUUACCAUUCUUUAUUUAACAUUUGCAAGAUGAAAUUGUGCUUUUUCUACCCCUGAACCUAAGUUUGUUGGUUUUUGGAGAGUGCUAAUCAACUGUUUUGUCACACCUAGUGUUUCACGUUUGCUUGUGUUGGCAUAAAGUUGAUAAGCAAGGCUUUUCUCCUCUUUAAAGGAGCGAAUUGCUUUGACUGUUCUAGUAAGAGCAAUGCUUUUGUGUUUUGUAUAGCUGCUGUAAGCACAUGCCUGAUUGUUACAACUGUAAUGUAUACUGGCUACAGUACAUACUGACUGACUGCAGAGUAGAUAGAAACUUGCUGUUAGGGAAACAAAACAAAAAAAAGACAGAAGCGUAUACUACUAUGCAUACCAGCCUCUUAAGAUAAUUCUUCUUUCUUAUUUAUGUGAGGCUCUGUGUUGAGCCCUUAGAUGCCAAAUGUUUUGUUUCUGUUUUUUAUUUUCAUUUUUUUUACUUGGACUUCUCUGCCGUGAGCUAAAAGUGGGUAUCUAUUUGUGGAUUUGGAAAUAUCUUCUCUUGUUUCACAUUUUGGGAAGUGUCUCAUUCACAUCUGGUGGGGUGUUGAGAUGGAACUACAUUCAUGCCUUUGGUAUUAAAGGGGGCACUGUUGCUUUAUGGAUAUAUUGAACACUCAGUAUUUAGUGGUGUAUAUAUGACAGUGUUUAGAUGCUCUAAAUUCUGAACCUGUGUCUCUAAAUCUUAAUGUUAAAAAAAAAAAAUACUGCAAAUAUAAGAGUGCGGCAGCACCCCCUACAGUCACAAAAUGUUAAAAUGCUAGCUAAUCACUCCAAAUAUUCAGGGUUUUACGGUCAUGUGACCACCAGCUCCACUUGUUUACCAUUCUGGAUGAGUCUUGGACACAAGUUUUGGACACUGUCCUUGACCAUCUGUCAUUUACAAGUUGUGAGGACAGAAUAUGUAUUUUAGGUAGAGGCUGAUGGCAAUACCUGUGAAAUCGAUUGCUAAAAUCCCCAGUUAUGGCUCCACCCCCCCACCCCCCCUACCGUAAAACCCCUCCGUGUAAUUGCUUUGAUUGCUACCAGAUUCCUGUGGUUGCAUGGAGUUUGCAUCGAGCAGCAACUUAUCCACAAACACUCACCAACUAGUCUGACUGCUAGUGAAACCGAGUGCUCACCAAGUAAAAGUGAUUUCAUACCACAAAUGCUCCGUUUUGAAACACUGUGUUUGCAUUUUUCCAACCCAGAAGCUACAUCCAUGUUUUAUACCGUCUGUGCAGCCAACACACUCCAAAACUUUCUGCUUUUGUAGCGUUUCUGGUUUGUUUUGCACGUCUAGUAAAAUGGUAAAUGGCCUGUAUUUAUAUAGCGCUUUACUGGUCCCUAAGGACCCCAAAGCGCUUUACAUAUCCAGUCAUCCACCCAUUCACACACGU